AUGUGAAGGGAGGAAGAGGCAAGCUGGGCUAGCACUAAAGAGGUGGCCUGUCUAUCCAGAUUCCAUUAAUGCAAUUAUAAGUGUUCAUAUAUUCACAGAGAAUGAGGGUGAAAUUGAAAAAAUUCAGAAGGGUGAAACAACAAAGAAGGAUGAGGAAGAGAACUACCUGGAUUUAUUUUCCCACAAGAAUAUGAAACUGAAAGAACGAGUUCUGAUACCUGUCAAACAGUACCCCAAGUUCAACUUUGUUGGAAAGAUUUUGGGACCUCAAGGCAACACCAUCAAGAGACUUCAGGAAGAAACUGGUGCUAAGAUAUCUGUGCUUGGGAAAGGUUCGAUGCGAGAUAAAGCAAAGGAGGAAGAACUGCGUAAAGGGGGGGAUCCUAAAUAUGCUCAUCUAAAUAUGGAUUUGCAUGUCUUCAUUGAAGUGUUUGGACCCCCUUGUGAAGCAUAUGCUCUGAUGGCUCACGCCAUGGAAGAAGUCAAGAAGUUCCUUGUUCCGGUAUGUCCAACUUCAUUUGAUUUUUUUUUGAUGGAUGAUAUCUGUCAGGAGCAAUUCUUGGAGCUCUCCUAUCUGAACGGUGUGCCAGAGCCAACUCGAGGCCGAGGAGUCCCUGUGCGGGGAAGGGGAGCAGCUCCACCACCACCUCCACCUGUUCCAAGGGGGCGCGGUGUUGGUCCUCCCCCCCCUCCUCCUCCUCCUCGGGGGGCCCUUGUGCGAGGAGCCCCGGUGCGGGGUGCCAUUGCCAGGGGAGCUGCUGUAGCCCGCGGAGUGCCUCCUCCCCCGGCAGUACGGGGUGCUCCUGCACCCAGAGCACGUGCAGCCGGCAUCCAGAGAAUACCGCUUCCUCCUCCUCCCGCACCAGAAACCUAUGAGGAAUAUGGCUAUGAUGAUGCAUAUGCAGACCAGAGCUAUGAGGGGUAUGAAGGCUACUACAGCCAGGGCCAAGGGGACACAGAAUACUAUGAUUAUGGACACGGGGAGGCACAGGAAACCUAUGAAGCUUAUGGGCAAGAUGACUGGAACGGAACCAGGCCCUCCCUGAAGGCCCCGCCGGCCAGGCCAGUGAAGGGGGCCUACAGAGAGCACCCAUACGGACGUUAUUAAAAAACAAACAUGAGGGAAAAAUAUCAGUUAUGAGCAAACAGUUGUUACUGAUUCUUGUAUCUCCCGGGAUUCCCGUUGCUUUACCCACACCAGACAAGUAAUUGUCUAACUGUUUUUCUUCGUGGCCCUUUUUCUCCCACUCCAUCCUCACCCUGCAUUCUGGCUUCUGUACGUAGUAUUUUAAAAUGAGUUAAAUAGAUUUAGAGGACCGACUUUAAUUUUUUUUUUUUAAAGUGUGUAGAUGGCUUUUCUUUCUUUGUUGUUUAGAUAAACACAACUGUACCUUUUUUAAUAAAAAAAAAAGUUGAGUUAAAAAUGUUAGUUUCAAAAGUGAAAUGCUUUGCUUAGCAGUUAUGAAAUUAAGGUUUUGUUAACCUUUAAGUUUGGUUUUAAGGAACCCAUAAAAGUUGUAGUUGCAGAAUCCCAAAGUAGGCUACAUUUCAAAAUUCAGGGCUGUUUUUAAGAAUUUAAAAUCACAAUGUAACGGUAGUAGCUGCCACCGUUUAAAAGUAACCUCAGAUGUCAAACUUUCCUUAAAAGCAGAUUGCUGGUGAAUCUUAAGUUUAAAUUUUAAUACGAAGGAUCCUCAAACAAAUUAAAUAGCAUUUUUUUAAAGGUAAUUGACUUAAAAGGAAAAAAAGAAAAAAAUUAGGUUUGUAAAAUUGACUUUUCUUACGUGGGUUUUGAAAUCUAGCCCCGAACGUGCGGUGUUGAGAGAUGCUUGGGAAGCGGAUUUUCCAGUGUAAAGGGGUUCUUAGUUUGGUUCUAUAUGAAGAACUUUUAAGGGAAAAGCAAAUUAAAGCAUGGCUCUAAUUGCCCAGUGUUUGAUAUUAGAAAACAGAGUAUUACGUGAGUAGGUCUGAACUCUGUGAAAUUACAGUCUUCUCAUUUUUAUAGUGCUUGGGGCAGAUAAUACAGUGCAAGUUUAAAACUGACAAAAUUGUCAAUAUUAGCAAUCCCAUGGACUUGUUCAAGUGUAUCUCAACACUAGCUUUGCAUAAAAAGGGACACUGCAGCUGAAAAAAUGAGGAAAAAUUUGACUUUGUACAUAGGAUAAAGUCCUAAUUGGAUUUGUACACUGUCCUCCCACUCUGUUCUUGAAGAUUAAAUGCUACAUGUGUAAGUCUGCCUAAAUAGGUAGCUAAAACUUGUCAAAAUGUCUGCCGCAGUUUGUCAAUAAAGUUUAGUCCUUUUUUAA
Messenger RNA from Leptosomus discolor (cuckoo roller), 2306 nucleotides. The record is from RefSeq and is a predicted model, not a curated record. NCBI's taxonomy places the organism in Eukaryota, Metazoa, Chordata, Aves, Leptosomiformes, Leptosomidae.